AUGUCACAGAGGGAGGUCAGAAGGGCCCCCGCCAUGCCGGGAGUGGGGCAGAAGCUGGCGAAGGCCAAGCUGCGGCUGGUCGCAGGCCCUGGCAGGAAGCGGAGCCGCCUGAGCAGAACAAGGCAGGACCUGUGGGAAGAGACGAGCUGGAGCGACCGAAGGUGGAGCAGAGCUGGCCCGAGCCCACGGGGGGUCAGGCCCAGCAGCCUGGCUCGUGGCCGGAGUGAGGCCAGUCCCAAGAACGCUGCACGGGAGCGGAGCCGGGUGAGGACACUGCGCCAGGCCUUCCUGGCCCUGCAGGCCGCUCUGCCCGCUGUGCCACCCGACACCAAGCUCUCCAAGUUGGAUGUGCUGGUGCUGGCCACCGGCUACAUAGCCCACCUCACCCGCACGCUGGGCCACGAGUUGCCCGGCCCCGCCUGGCCUCCCUUCCUGCGUGGACUCUGCUACCUACACCCUCUCAAGAAGUGGCCCAUGCGAUCUCGUCUCUAUGCUGGAGGACUGGGGGGCUCUGGCCUUGAGCCCACCACAGCUACCACCUCAAGCCAAAGAACAACGGAGGCAGAGGCCAGAGCCCAAGUCUCUGAAGAGGCAGACGCUCUCUUUCCCACGAGGCCACGCUCACCAGCUCUCGGUGACAAAUGA
This is a messenger RNA of Neomonachus schauinslandi (Hawaiian monk seal), 645 nucleotides long. RefSeq names its product transcription factor 23 (gene TCF23). NCBI's taxonomy places the organism in Eukaryota, Metazoa, Chordata, Mammalia, Carnivora, Phocidae. Gene Ontology annotation, biological process: regulation of transcription by RNA polymerase II; developmental process. The record is from RefSeq and is a predicted model, not a curated record. Bases 1 to 645 code for a protein of 214 amino acids. Gene Ontology annotation, molecular function: RNA polymerase II transcription regulatory region sequence-specific DNA binding; DNA-binding transcription factor activity, RNA polymerase II-specific; protein dimerization activity. The transcript has 3 exons.